CUGAAAUACAUGCGUGAGUGCCUCUCCCUAUCUGCCUCCCAUCGCCAUCCCUUCCCUGGCCCACUAGAGGCCCUCCUCGACGAUUUCAUUUGACAUCUCAUCGAUGAUUGUAUCUAUCUUGACCCCCCUGACUAACAUUCUAUCUCUUUGCUAUGCAGACCGGAUUCACUCGUGGGCGAAAGCUCACGCGUCUACCCCGAAUAAUUCCCAGGGUCAAAACCAGUCCAACACCCAGUCCUCUGAGGACGCUUCGGCUCAAGAUGCUCAAGUGAAAGAAGGUAUACGUGACCCGGCCAGCCCGGAGUCGGAAAAAGAUGCCAAUCAAACCACUGAGCGCCCACUGUUCGUCCGGAUGAAGGAUGGAAUUGUUCGCUUCACCGGACACACCAAACGCGCCCUGUGCCACAGCUGGGUCAAUGUGCUGCUCGUCUUCGUCCCUGUCGGCAUUGCGGUCCAGGCCGCUGGACUCAAUCCAGGCCUGGUCUUUGCCAUGAAUGCGAUAGCUAUCAUCCCCUUGGCCGGUCUGCUCAGCCAUGCCACCGAGUGUGUCGCUAGUCGAUUGGGUGACACUGUGGGUGCACUCAUCAACGUCACCUUUGGAAAUGCAGUAGAGUUGAUCAUCUUCAUUAUUGCCCUAGUCAAGAAUGAGAUUCGGAUCGUCCAAGCAUCCCUGCUGGGAUCCAUCUUAGCAAACCUACUGCUGAUCUUGGGUAUGGCCUUCCUCUUGGGAGGCUUGCGCUUCCAGGAACAGAUCUAUAAUAGCACUGUCACGCAGAUGAGUGCAUGUCUUCUCAGUUUGAGUGUCAUGAGUUUGCUCUUGCCAACGGCGUUCCACGCUUCUUGGUCGGACGCUGGAGAUGCAGAUAAAUACACGCUCAAAGUCAGCCGUGGAACAAGUGUUGUCUUGCUCCUGGUGUACGUUUUGUACAUCAUAUUCCAGCUCAAAUCCCACGCCUACCUAUACGCCAGUAUCCCACAACAGAUUAUUGAUGAGGAAUCUCACCCCGGUGUUCUGGCUGAAUUCAUGAACAGUUCGUCAGACUCGAGCAGUUCAUCGGAUGAGUCUGUGGAUACGACAACCUCCUGGUCCACCGCCAAGCGUAUAAAGAGAGCCAUGAAACAUAGGCGUCAUCGCAAGUCGAGCACCAGCUCGCAUGGCACGGUUUCUCCCCAGUCAUUCCGUAAGAAGUCCUCGGCCGAUAUUCCUCCUGCAGCCGUUAUAGAUGAGCAUGCUGGUUCUGCGGGUGACCUGAGUGUUACUCAAGCCGACGGGUCUGGCUCGUUUGUCAUCGAUUUUGGAGAUGACAGCCGAUACGAUGCCGAUCAUGAACCUCAGACCCGGGACUUUGGACAACCACAGGACAAAGCCUCCAAGGAGGAUCGAAAGGCGAAAAGGCGUGAACGCCGGAAGCAGCGUCGUGCCGAAAAGGACAAUACCGCCGCUUCUGUGAAGGGCACAACUGUGACCGGCCGCCCAUCCAUGAAAACAUCCCAGACAGAACCCGCCUUUGAUCACCCUCAGCCUACGGCGGAGGUUGGAGAAGCAACUGAACCCGCCAAAAGGCGAUCGCCCUUCCGUCCAACCAUUCCAUCUCUGUUGAGCAACACGGUUUUCUCGAGUAACUUGGCCGCCCCCAACUCAGCAGUUCCCGCCAGUCCCUCGAAUCCCUAUGGCCUCCGACGCACGCAUUCUUUACCCUCUUUCACCAAUCGCCCACCACCUCCAGGCAAUGCCGUUCAGUUUGCCCGGGGUGCUUCUCGCAUGCCUACGGCCGUGGCCAACAACCCAACUGAAGCGGUUCCCGAGCAGCCCGAACCCGAAAUGUCUCGCACCGCAGCGGUGGUGAUGCUUCUGGUGUCGACCGGUCUUGUCGCAGUGUGUGCGGAGUUCCUCGUCGACGCUAUCCCCACCAUGAUCGAGAGCUCGUCUGUCAGUGAAGCCUUCAUCGGUCUGAUCAUCCUUCCUAUUGUUGGCAACGCCGCCGAGCACGUGACCGCUGUCAGUGUGGCCACCAAGAACAAGAUGGACCUGGCAAUCGGUGUAUCGGUAGGAAGUAGUAUCCAAAUUGCUAUCUUUGUUACGCCACUGGUGGUCAUCCUGGGUUGGUGUAUGGACAAGGACAUGUCCUUGUACUUCACGCUAUUCGAGACCAUCUGUCUGUUUGUCACGGCCUUUGUUGUCAACUUCCUGGUCUUGGAUGGCCGAAGCAACUAUUUAGAAGGGUCUUUGCUCAUUGCAGCCUAUGUGAUCAUAGGUGUUGCUGCGUUUUAUUAUCCUGGCAGUGGACAGUCCAGCGAUCUUGGCACUGCUGGAGGAUAAGCGGCUGCCAGGGGUUCAUCAAGACCUAUGUCAUAGCACCGGGUGUUUUAACACCCGACUGCACAGUGGUGGUGGAGUAGAGGGGGUUAGUGAAUUACGGGGGGUGGGUUCGGAGACAUGGGAAGAAGACGGCGGGUUUAUGUUAGAUGGUGGGCGAGGAGGAUGGUUACAUUAAACGAG
Molecule: messenger RNA, 2500 nt
Organism: Aspergillus costaricaensis CBS 115574
Lineage: Eukaryota; Fungi; Ascomycota; Eurotiomycetes; Eurotiales; Aspergillaceae
Product: putative membrane bound cation transporter
Exons: 9
Coding region: 104-2320 (738 amino acids)
Biological process (GO): intracellular calcium ion homeostasis; calcium ion transmembrane transport
Cellular component (GO): fungal-type vacuole membrane
Molecular function (GO): calcium:proton antiporter activity
Source: RefSeq, a predicted model, not a curated record